This is a messenger RNA of Aureobasidium namibiae CBS 147.97, 837 nucleotides long. RefSeq lists its product as uncharacterized. The transcript has a single exon. Gene Ontology annotation, biological process: regulation of alternative mRNA splicing, via spliceosome. The record is from RefSeq and is a predicted model, not a curated record. NCBI's taxonomy places the organism in Eukaryota, Fungi, Ascomycota, Dothideomycetes, Dothideales, Saccotheciaceae. The annotation marks the transcript as partial.
GAACUGGAUCCUACCAUCUACGACUACGACUCUUUUCACUCUGCCGCUACCUCGGCCGCCUCUGUCCGGAAAGCCGCAGCAAAGCAACAAUCCGUGAACCAAGGGCCGAAAUACAUGAACGCCCUUCUCACGGCAGCCGCACAACGCAAGCAGGAUCAGCAAGUCGCUCGCGAAAAGUUCCUGCAAAAGGAACGUGAGAACGAAGGCGAAGAGUUUGCAGACAAGGAGACCUUCGUAACGGGAGCCUACAAAGCACAACAGGAGGAGAACCAACGGUUGCGCGAGGAGGAAGAAAAGAAAGCUGCCGUCGAGGAAGAAAGAAAAAGAAAGAUGGGUGGAGGUAUGCAAGGUUUCUACCGCAACGUCAUGGCCGAUAGCGAUCGAAGGCACCAAGAAGCCCUCGAGGCAGCCGCCGAGAUGGAAAAGCGGAAACUCGCCGGCGACGACAUUGCAGAUGACCCAGACACAAAACAAGAAAAGGACCGUGUGGCAGAAUUGGCUGCAAAGGGCGUCAACAUUACUCUCAACGACGAAGGUCAAGUCGCGGACAAACGCCAGUUGCUUACCGCUGGUCUCAACAUCCUGGCCUCUCCCGCUGCUCCGCCGAAACCUUCUGCCACGGCUCAAAAACAGGACGACUCGGCGCAAUGGAACAAGAAACGCGACAAUGGCGUGAGAGAGCGACAAACGAGAAUGAUGGAGCAGCAAUUGGAGGAAAGCAGGAAGAGGGCUCUAGAAGCGGACAAAGAGGAACAGGAGAGGCUCGAGAAGGCCAGCAAGAGCAAGAAAACGGAUACGGACAUCAGCUCGGCGAGGGAAAGAUUCUUGGCCAGAAAG